CUUGGACUCCCCCACGUCCCUCGAAAGCACCCGCAAUCAAGAUUGCCCUUCAUUCAGCACCAUGUUCGGACAGUCGCUUGCGACCUCAUCACUGACCGGGCGCGAGGAGCCUGAUCUGCAGACUGUGAAGGACACACUUCUAGCUGUUUUCCCGCUUUCGCCUCACGAUAUACUCGACGUUCAACCAUACCUUUUACGUGCUGAACCUGAGAUCACCAAUUACCAGGCCGAAAUCGAUCGCGUAUCUCUGCACUCGCGCACAGAGAGGUUUGUUGAACUCGAACGCAAAAGGAACGAGCUCGCACGCAUCCACGGAGAUGCUGUCUGGCGAUGCGCUCCAAUCAGCCGCCUCGUACCCGAUAUCCUGACCGAGAUCUUCUGCUUCGUACGAGACGCAGACGAGUACUCGUUGCGGGAUUGCAAAUCGGUCAUCCUACCACUCGCUCAAACCUGUCGGCUUUGGAGACAGGUCGCAUUCUCUCAUCCCUUGCUUUGGGCGUCCAUCAAAGUGUGUUCUAUUCGCUGGUGGGAGGACCAUGACGAUCCAGGCUUUCACGACCACGUCGCCCGCGCCGUCAGAUUCCACCUUGAUAGGGCCGGCGACGUAUCGCUCUCCAUUUGCAUCGAAUGCAACCCUUGCUCAGCCUGUGAUGCGCUACUCGCUGUGCGCCAUCGCUGGCGCGAGUGCUGUAUACGAAAGCUCACUGGCGAAAGUGAUGCGCGUGUACAGCCCGCGCAUUACCCCUCUCUCGAGCAUCUCGAACUCGACCUGUACCAAGCAUCCCACACAUUCGAGGAUUCUCCGCGCCUGCGUUCAUACAAAGGGCACAUCGUCGACAUCUAUCUUCCCUGGAGGCAGCUCACCAGGCUGACCAUUGUGCAAGACAUUCCGAGCGACGAACUUCUCGCAUCCGUUCUGAGCGAGUGCGGUGGCCUCGAAUUUCUCAAGUUCGACCUCUGUAUGGGAAUAGAACAGAGUCAGCCCAUCGCGAUCCACACCAGAUUCAAUCUCCCUUCGCUGCGUCAAUUGAAUCUGACGUGCUGGAAUUGGAGAGCCAUGGCAUCGCACAUCUUGCUCUCCGUGGCAGCUCCUGCUCUCGAGUCGCUCGAAUUUUGCGUCAGGAUGGAGAGCGAUAUCCUUGUCGGUGUCGUAGAUCCAUUGGCAGAGUUCCUCUCACACUGCGUCGCUCUACGCGCUCUGACCCUGAAGAACAUCCUGCUCGGUCGACACGACCUUCACCGCGUCCUCGGAUACGUCACGAACGUGGAACACCUUGUCUGGUGGGAUCUAGGGAAAUGCACCUCGGCGAACUUGCUGAGGAUGCUAUCUCCGCCACCCCCUCCUCGGCCCGUUCCUGACGGUGCGGGCGACGUCUGCGAAGACCCCAUCCUCCCUUUCCCUCACCUCGUCGCUAACGAAGACUCGGAGUCUGACGAUGACGGAGACUUGGACAAUGACCCCAUGGACGGUUUCGGUGGCGCGCUCCUCCCUCGCCUCUCCUACCUCGAGAUAAGCGGAGGGCUCUCGCCUCGUGAGCAGCUCAAGCUCAUCGAGCACGCGGUAGUCUCGCGCGCACUACGAAGGGAUGACUCGACCGACGUCCCUCCCUUGCGGCACGUCAUCCUCGAGCUCAUCGGAGCGAGUGAAAGCUGCGAUUCGUGGUCCGCUGCCCUUCUGAACCGGCAAUUGCCGGGAGUGCAAUUGAUGAGCGCGCGUGCAGCGCUUGACCUGAACCAUCAUCAUUCCCAGCCCCCUUCGUUCUCCUGGCCCAAUCCCAGGCUUCUUAUCCCUCGAUAUAUUGCUCAACAUACGAUGACUGGCUACGACAAGCCAAAAUUCAUGUUCCCCGAGGUUCCGCUAUGCCGGCAGAUGGUCCUCCACACCUCGAACAUCACAAAUGAUUGUUACCGCAUCCAAUACCGUCUUUCGGGACUGGGGUCACGACGCGGCUUACGCGGGAUCGCCCAUAUCACCUUGCGAGGCGUUGGCAACCACGUGUUAUGCGUGGCAGAUACCAUCGACGCGUGCUUCCAGGUCUUCCUCGCCAUACGGCGGGCCAUAGGGUCUGCGGAUACACCAAUCGAGUCUGAUUUGGAAACAAUAUACAGCCGCUACGAGACAUUUAUUCGUCUUCUCGACAAGCUCACGUCUAUGGAGCACCCUACAAUACGCAAUUUGGACUCCUUGCAGCAGUAUAUCGACAAGAAGCUAGCUUACCCGCCGAUUGUUCACACCCUUGUCAUGCGCAUCACGCCUAAUUGGAGCCAUAGGACAAUCGUCCUUACCCAGGUUCCGCCGCUAAUUUGCGCGGUCCGCACCAGCAUGAAGGACAUCGCAGCCCUAACCGCCGACCUCACGAUUCAGGGCCGAGCAAUGCACGAGCGCUUUGCUCUUCCGCGGCUGGCCGAGGUCAAGGCGCUCCCGGCCGGAGUACGUGACGAAGUUGGCUGGCUUUUCAGUCAGUCCUUGAGUGGUCUAGCUUUCUGGGGGGACGACGCGAAGGUGCAUGGGUCCGUAAUACUAGGAGCAGCGUAUCAAUUGAUUCCGCGUUUGCCGGCUCUUCGAUUUGUAUUGUUGGUUAUCAUGUAA
This is a messenger RNA of Schizophyllum commune H4-8, 2590 nucleotides long. RefSeq lists its product as uncharacterized. Bases 62 to 2590 code for a protein of 842 amino acids. NCBI's taxonomy places the organism in Eukaryota, Fungi, Basidiomycota, Agaricomycetes, Agaricales, Schizophyllaceae. The record is from RefSeq and is a predicted model, not a curated record. The transcript is spliced from 5 exons.